UGCACUGGCCGGCCCGUCCGCCCUCCGCUGGGUCACCAUGUACCGGCGCAGUUAUGUCUUCCAGAGCCGCAAGGAGCAGUACGAGCGCUCGGAGGAGGCUCCCCGCGCCGCCGAGUCUGAGGUCCCCGCGGGCCGGCAGAGCCUAGCGGCGCUGCAGGGCCUGGGCGAGCGCGUGGCCGCUCACAUCCAGCGGGCCCGCGCGCUCGAGCAGCGCCACGCGGUGCUCCGGAGGCAGCUGGAUGCCUUCCAGCGCCUGGGGGAGCUGGGGGGCCCCGAAGACGCCCUCGCCCGCUACGUGGAGGGCAAUCGCCUGCGCGCCCGGGACCUGGCGGCGGAGCGUGCCCGCCUGGAGCGCCAGGGAGCAGAGGCGCAGCGCGCGCUCGACGAGUUCCGCAGCAAGUAUGAAAAUGAAUGUGAAUGUCAGCUGCUGCUGAAAGAAAUGCUUGAGCGGCUUAACAAGGAAGCUGAUGAAGCCUUACUUCGGAACCUGCACCUUCAGAUUGAAGCCCAGUUUCUGCAGGAUGAUAUCAGUGCAGCAAAGGAUAGGUACAAAAAGAAUCUUCUGGAAAUCCAGGCCUAUGUCACCAUCCUGCAGCAGAUCAUCCAGACAACCCCUCAAGCAUCUGCUAUUACAGCUGGGAUGAGGGAGGAGAAGCUCCUGACCAGGCGGGAGGCAGCUGCGCUUCAGAGUCAGCUGGAAGAGUCCCAGGAGGUGCUGUCAGCCCUGCAGGCUCAGAGAGCAGAGCUGCAGGCACAGACGGAGGCCCUGGAACAAGCUAUUAAAGAUGCCCAUGAGAGCUAUGAUGAUGAGGUGCAGCUCUAUAAUGAACAGAUUGAAUCCCUGCGGAAGGAAAUUGAAGAGACGGAGAGGACCCUGGAGAAGUCUUCUUAUGAUUGCCGGCAGCUGGUGGCUGCCCAACAAACCCUGAAGAACGAACUGGAUCGCUAUCAUCGGAUCAUUGAGAACGAGGGCAACAGGUUGAACUCUGCCUUCAUUGAAACUCCAGUCACCCUUUUCACCUCAAGUCAUGGAACCUCUUUUAAUCCUCGGCCUGGUGGGAAAGAUCUCACCAGGGCUGUGCAGGAUCUUACAGUCGCAAAACCAAGACAAAAAGCACCCUCUAAGAAUGUUCCAAGGAGAAAAGAUAUUCUAGCUAAAGACAAAUCAGAAGAAAGUUUGAAAGACACUGAGCCACUGCAGGAGGUUCUUAAAGUAGAAGACAAACCUGAGCUCGAAUUAGGGGGUGAAGAAGUCAUGCCCCCCAUCUCAGAAGGAGCUCCAGAGGAUGUACCUGAUGGAGGACAGAUAAGCAAAGCCUUUGGGAAAUUGUGCAAGAUGAUCAAGGAGAAAGUUAGAAGCCCCAAGGAGCCUGAGCCCCCAGUUGACCUCUACACCCAGGGGAGGUAUGUGCUGGUCUCUGGGGAUGCAAGUUAUGUGGACCCUGACUUUUGUUCCUCCUUGAUCCCAGCCAACAGUGGGGUGGUUGUCUCCAUUGAAGAUGACUCUAUGCAUCAUGAUGGUCAUAUGAAGACCUCCCCUGAGCUGCCCCAACCCUCGUUGGAGAAUGGACAGGGGGUUUCCCAGGGGAGAGAAGAUGGCCACCCAGCCAACCAGCAUACUGUGAACAGGGAAAAUGAACUAGAUGUCAAAGAACAAAAAGACCCUGAGAAGAAACCUGGUGACCAGAAGGAGGGUGAAGGCUCUGGGAGGGGAUGUCCAGUGAGCAUAUCUGGUCCAGGACCAGGUACACCCAAGCCUUCAACACCUGGGGCUCGUGACAAUGGGUCUGAGGGACAGGGGGCUAAGAGUGGCAGUGUGCUGGAGAGAAGUGCUCCUCGGACUUUGGCCUAUGAGAAAGUAGAAGUGGUAGAAUCCAUUGAGAAGUUUUCAACUGAAAGCAUUCAGACAUAUGAAGAAAUGGCUGUAGUGAUGGAGACUGUGAUUGGAAAGACCAAAGCAAACAAAAAGAAAUUGGAAGAGAAGGGCUCUUAAAAUGUUUAUGUUCAAUGGGAGGCAAAAGUCAUUGGGGUCUCUUUAGGAGAAAUGCAUUGAUGCUGUUAGAACAAAUGAUAAAAAGUGGGGAUUUCUGUUUGGAUUAGACCAUAGUUGAUCCAUCUGGUAUUGCCUAUGGAGCCUUAAUUAAAAAGUUUUCUUUGCUGGCA
This is a messenger RNA of Erinaceus europaeus (western European hedgehog), 2163 nucleotides long. RefSeq names its product beaded filament structural protein 1 (gene BFSP1). The record is from RefSeq and is a predicted model, not a curated record. The transcript is spliced from 8 exons. Bases 38 to 1993 code for a protein of 651 amino acids. Lineage: Eukaryota; Metazoa; Chordata; Mammalia; Eulipotyphla; Erinaceidae. Gene Ontology annotation, molecular function: structural constituent of eye lens. Gene Ontology annotation, cellular component: intermediate filament; cytoplasm. Gene Ontology annotation, biological process: lens fiber cell development.